Rubroshorea leprosula is the source of this 1659-nucleotide messenger RNA. The record is from the annotation of a GenBank genome assembly. NCBI's taxonomy places the organism in Eukaryota, Viridiplantae, Streptophyta, Magnoliopsida, Malvales, Dipterocarpaceae.
CACCGCUAAUCUCUUUCGCCAAAUAGAAGCAGCAAAGCAGCCUGAUUUCCCUGCUCCAAUUCCGUUGGCAUCUCACGAUUCUCACCAAUCAUCGCCACAUCUUCUCCGCUAAACAGAAGCAAAAAUCAACCUGAUCUAUCUACACCUUCGUCGGCAGCUCAUUACCUCUCCUCCAUCAUCAGCAUCUUGAUAAAGCUUACACCUCUGCCACUCAUCUUCCUCUCCUUCAUUGGACCAAACAGAAGCAACAAAGCAUAACAGAUUCCCCUAAUUUUGUUGACACCUCUGCUACUCAUCUUCCUUUCCCUCACUAGACCAAACACAAGCAGAAAAGAAAACAAAUCAUCCCCUUCAUUACCGAACAGAAGCAGUCCGUGACUCCUCUCCUCUUGGAUAUUUGAUUUGAGUCGAUGAGUCAGCAGUGGUGAUGACAUGGAGGCGGACAAGAUGAUACCCAAGAAAAUGAAGGGGGUUCUUUUGGCCGCACCAGUCUCACGUGCGAAAGGCUACAUGCUACGGGCCAUCCCACUCUGCUAGGCAAUGAUGUCUUGUAGUGAAAUCUCCAGCGAAGCUUUUGAAAAUAUAAAUCUUCUAGCCAAGCAGGUGGAGUUGGGUAGCAAUGGUUGAAUUCCACAAAUUCAAGAUGAUUACACAACUAUCAAAAACAUGAUGGGUGGAAGUUGUAUGUUGUUACGGAGGGGGGGGCAGCAAAGAUGGGAAAUAAAUGUGAUUCAAAGAUUACAACUUGAGGAUCACAUUCAUACAUAAAUCAUUGUAACAUGAUAGUAAUGGUAAUAAAUGUGACCUCUUUCAUCUCUAAUGUAUAUCUUUACUCUAUAACGAACAAUUCUCAUAUUGAAAAUGAAAAGUGCAGCAACUUCACUCUUGAGAUUCUUUCAAAGACAAAAGGAUAAACUUGAGAGUGGUGAUAGGAGAAGGAAAGAUGACUGCUUGGGAGCUUACGAACAGAAUCUAGAAAUGUUUUGCGGUGUUAGUGAUAUUCUACAGUGCUGUAAAAUGUUUUGUAGUACUGGGAAAUGUUCGGGUAGUAGGUUGAGGAUGGGGUAUUUCUUUUGGAGCAAGGAAGGGAGUUCGGUGUGUGAGGAAGAAGGGCUAAAGUUUGGGAGGUGCUUGAGUGCAAUCGGCAAAAACAACAUCUACACAGGAUUUGGUAAGUUCCCCAAGCUCUACGUAGGAUUUUGGAAGAUUCUACAAGCAAAUAGUAAUCUUUUACAGCAGUUUCCAAGGCCAUGGAACUUGUGUAGCCACCCUUACAUUAAACAUGGUUGCAAGUUACUGUGGGUGACCAAGACAGCACCUCUAGUUAGUUUCUACUGGGAUUUCCAAUUUUUGGUUAGCAUCAAAUGGCACUGUUCUGGGAAUCAAGUUCAUUUCCAUGUCUUUGUCAACCAGCCUCUUUCUGGCGAAGUCGGGCAACAUUGCCAACGCCCAGCAUCGCCAGCCCCAAGUUUCGUUGGUGCGGAUGCCUUGCUUUGCCAGGCGGGCAAUGUUCAUCCAUCCAUAGCUGCCAAGCCACUACUCCCAUAGUUUAUCCUGAAUAAUCUCCAUGAGCUUGGAUUCAUGGGCUUGUGUUUAUCUACAGUAACAGCAAGGCACGAGUGAGUAUAUAUUUAAGAAUAAGAAAUAUGUAGGCAUAUG